Messenger RNA from Xyrauchen texanus (razorback sucker), 2353 nucleotides. It is a transcript of the gene themis2, whose product is annotated as thymocyte selection associated family member 2. Gene Ontology annotation, biological process: T cell receptor signaling pathway. NCBI's taxonomy places the organism in Eukaryota, Metazoa, Chordata, Actinopteri, Cypriniformes, Catostomidae. The record is from RefSeq and is a predicted model, not a curated record.
CCGACUUCCAGUGUGAACAUGCUGACGAUCAGUUCAGUGUUUGUUCUCCGAUGACAGCUGAAAGAUGGGGGAGCUGCAGUCCUUGCGAGUCUUCAUCAACGGUUUGGAUCAAAAGUCUUUACCCCGUAUACUACAGGUCUGCUCUGGGGUCUAUUUUCAAGGGUCAGUAUAUGAGCUUUCAGGGAGUGAAGUGUGUUUAUCUACUGGAGACCUGAUGAAGAUCAUUAGUUUGGAGCUUCUGUCUGUGUCUUGUGAGGAGAUUGACACCGGAACAUCAUUUGAAUUGCCUAUUGAGUAUUCAGGUCAGUUUCAACUCAUCGCUGAGGAUCUGCCAUACAACACAAUAAAGGAACUUGUGUGUUUGUGUCCUGUUGAUGUGGAUACCUGUGGCUCCUUCACCUUCGUUAGCAGAAAUGAUCUGACUGUAGACAAUUUCACGCUACCUGCUGGAAAUCAGUUGACCCUGCGGUCAGUGGAGCUUGAUGAAGAUGGGGCAAGAUAUGCACGGUGUCGGCUGGUUGGGAAAAACAUGGCCUCUGUAGAGAUCCUCCUACCCCUAUCACUCAAGGGGGAGUUUUAUGAGUGUGAAGAUGAUCGUGGUUAUUCUCUGCAGGAAAUCACAUCAUCUGCCAGGCUGAGCGGCUGUCGCUUCCGCAGUAGAAAUGUGAAAAACAAUGGGAGCCCAUUAGUUUUUAGCCCAGUUUAUGAAAUUCAAGCCAUUAUGCAUAUGAGGAAGGACAUAGUCAAGUUCCCCUCCAGCCUGGAAGUGGAUGUCCAGGACGUGACAGACCAGUUUCAGGAUUUAGUGUUCAUCACUCCACUAUCAUUGUCUGAAGUUGCAAGAAAACCAAAAGAGUUGUUCCCCACUAUCGCAGAGAUCCUGGACGGCCCAGAGGGUAACCAGUUUUUUAAUUGCAGCUGGUUCCAAGAACUGCAAAAAGGCAGGCAUCUAGUUUUACAUGGUUGGGGUGAAACACCAAUGGUAUUAGCCUCAACUCCAAAGGGGAGGAAGGGAAAACAGUACUUCCUAAUCUCACAGAGAUAUGGUGGACGAAUGAGAAAGAGGGCCAGGGAAUUUGGAUCCAUCUAUGAGCUGUACUUGGCAUCCUCUCAGUCUCCGGGAUUGAAGGUUAGUGUGACGCGGGACUGUGAAGGGGUAGAGGAAGAGGGAAUACCUGCCCUCAGUGUUGGCGAUCAUCUUGAAAUUCUGCGGAUGGCAUCGGUGGACAGAUUGAAGGAUGAAUCUGGAGCUGCUCAGAAAGUAGAAAGUCUCAUUUGCAAACAGACUAUGGAAGUGGAUGACGAGGAUGACGAAGAUGGUGGCGAAGAACUUGCUCUGCCUCUGUUCAUGGAAGGCCACUUUGUGGAAAAGCUUUCAGAUAACAAGAAGUACAGUUUAACAGACUUGAUGAACAGCUCUUUGCCUUUUGAUAUCAAAGUGGUGACUCGAGAUAAAGAGCUAGAGAAAGAUCUGAUGGGCUUGUCAGCGCUUAAGCUUGAGGAAACUUUCAUAGAGACCACGGUGUUGACCAGCCUACCCAAUAAUCCAGAUUGGUGCUUUGAGUUGCCGGUACGCUGGUUACAAAUGUCUCUCUGUUUCACCUCUGAUCAUCUGCCGUGGUCCAUUGGUGAGCCCCCCGAACUUCAUGUAGAAACAGUCACUGAGGUAUCAGAGAACUUCUACUAUGAAUAUCACAAACUCACAAGCAGAGCUGAGGAACCUCCUCCUCGUCCACCGAAGAGAAAGCCAUCUGCUUCAAAAGCACCAGAAAAAUCUGUACAACCCAAGUCUAGAUUUUCUAAAGCAUUACCAAACCUAACCAACACAAUGACCCAACAACUUAAUGAUCUCUCGCUGGGCCAAACAAAGGCGAGACGCCCCCCUGCUCCGCCUUCUCCUGACGAUACUCCAGAACAGCCCCCUCCACUUUUGCCUAGAAAAAGCAUAUCAAGAGCAGAGAGCACCAGUCAGCCUAAUAUGUAUGUGAAAAGACCAACAACGGCACGAAUAUCAGCAAGGAAGCUCUCCGAUGAUGAUGAUGACCAUGACUAUGAGUCAAUUGAAGAAACACUUCAAAUGACCCAUGAUAGCAUCAUGCACUAUUAGACCAAGGACAAUCUGGACUAACUACACAAAAGAAAGAGUCUGCUGGUUCUCCAUGACAAGCAGUGCAGUAGAAAUCCCAGAUGUCAAAGGAAAUGUGGGAUACUCCAUUGCACCCACACCUAGAAGUUGACAUGGCCUGCUGUAUGACAUGAUUUUGCGGAUUCUUUUAUAGUUAUUGUGCAAACACUUUUUUAUGAUCUCAUAUUGAGAUUUCAUGGAACAGUUGAUGAAAAACUUCAGUAAAAU